Cladocopium goreaui is the source of this 801-nucleotide messenger RNA. NCBI's taxonomy places the organism in Eukaryota, Dinophyceae, Suessiales, Symbiodiniaceae. The record is from the annotation of a GenBank genome assembly.
GCACGGCGUCCGCAUGGCAUCCGUGGUCCACGGUGCGUUGAUGUGGUGGCCACUCGCCCUGCUCGUUGCGCAUGACGCGCAUGCGUCGGUGUGGAAUGAUUGGUCCAGCCAACCAGAGGACCCGACAGCCAAGUGCUUCGAUAGCAGCGUGACCACUUGGAGCGAGAGUCAAAGGACCUAUUGCUGUGAGGUGGUGGGCCAUGGCUGCCAUUCUCAGCGCUCGUCGCUCAAGUCGCCCAACACUCCGAAGCGCCUGCCGCAUGAUGCCCUGGAGCGGAUCCAACUGCCUCCUGUGACCGUGCCCGUGGGCCAGAAAUUUGAAGUGCCCAUCGGCUUCUUCUUGGGCGGCGAUGUGAUGGUCACCGUUGAUGACAAACCGCAAAGUUGGCUCCACUUCGAUGAAAGGCACGGUACCCUGCAGGGUGAAGCCAUCGCGCUGGGCUCGUGGCGUGUGGCGCUGCACCCGGAGGCCUACAGCGCGCCCGGAGAGCCACGGGGCAAAGCCGAGAUGGAACUCUUCGUCGUAGAUGCGAUGCCGGUGAGCCCGUCACCGGGCACCUUGGCACCGAUGCCUGGCAAGCCCUUGCUGGUGCAACGCAUUCCAGAUCUGCAUGCGGUGCUAGGUCAAGAAUUCGAAUCCAUCAUUCCCAGAGGGAGCAUCGUCGACCCCAACAUGGGCGUCUCCACGGGCGCCUCACUGGUCCUGAGCGCCGCGCUGGGCUCGGGGGAAGCGCUGCCGGCCUGGCUGCACUUCGAUCCCUCCAAGGGCGCCUUUUCGGGAACGCCACCGGUGCUGGAGGA